CACUAAAAAUCGAAGAUAAAACCAUGGAAACUGCAAGUGGAGAUUUCGACAAUUACGACCACCCAAUUCCCUCCGUAAUGUACAUCACAACGAAUAUUCCAGGGGUGGGGGUUAAUGCAGAGGACUUUGAAUCUGAAUUUACUGUUGGAUGUUCGUGUACAGAGAUAUGCGAAGAGUCUUGCUCAUGUGUGAGAGGAACUGUCAAUUACAUAAACGAUCGAUUAAAUCCUGAAAAAAAAUCAGGUUUAAUUUUAGAGUGCAAUCCAGCAUGUUCCUGUCCCCAGACCUGCAAAAACAGAUUGGUACAGAGGGGUCCCCUGGACUGUCUGGAGCCCUUCCAAACCCCUGCGAAAGGUUUUGGACUGAAAACCAAUAAAUUUGUUUCGAUAAAUCAAUUUAUCUGCGAAUAUGCAGGCGAGGUGAUUGGAAUUGACGAGGCCAAGAGGAGAAUCGAGGAGAAUAGAAUCAAAAAGGAAAUGAAUUAUAUUCUUGUAGUGUCUGAGCACGUUGGCGAUACGAAGAUGACAACUUGCAUUGAUCCAAAGGUGUUUGGAAACAUUGGAAGGUAUUCCAAUCACAGCUGUCAGCCAAGUGCUAAUCUUGUGCCUGUGAGGGUGGAGGGACUGGUUCCACGUUUGUGCUUAUUUGCGAGUCGACAUAUUGAAGGGGGUGAGGAGAUUACCUUUGAUUAUGGCGGUGGAAUUGAGGGGAAUUUGAGUGAGACUGUCUGUUUGUGCGGAUUUAGUGGCUGCAGUGGAUUUUUACCACAUCAUCCCAUUUAAAGAUAGUGUUUUCAUUUGAUUUUGAAUGAGAGAACAAAGUUUUAGGUUUUUUGCAUGAAUAAUAUAAUGUUGGGAGGAAAGGAUUUUGAGAAAGUUAUCGAGAGAGCGGAGGAUAAGGUACGAGAAAAAUUAUCUGGAUGAAUUUUUUUGAACUUUUUCGGUAUAAAUUAGUCGAGGAAUAUUGAAUUAGCAGUUUCAAGUGGGAAAUUUUUGUUAAUUAUUGAAUCAUCUUAGGAGAGAGAAAUUUCAAGACAGAAUGUCUAGGCUGUGAAAGAAAAUUAUUUUUGCGAAAUAUUCAUUUAUUUGAGAGUCAUUUCCAGAUGAGUCUGAUUGGGUUUCAAUUAUCACAAUCAUGUUGCUCUAGAGGAUGACUAUGUUGCACAUGACCUUGGAUGAAAUCCUCCAAUGAUUA
Diachasma alloeum is the source of this 1194-nucleotide messenger RNA. Its product is annotated as probable histone-lysine N-methyltransferase set-23. The coding region runs from base 24 to 782 and encodes 252 amino acids. Gene Ontology annotation, cellular component: nucleus. NCBI's taxonomy places the organism in Eukaryota, Metazoa, Arthropoda, Insecta, Hymenoptera, Braconidae. Gene Ontology annotation, molecular function: protein binding; zinc ion binding; histone H3K9 methyltransferase activity. The record is from RefSeq and is a predicted model, not a curated record. The transcript has a single exon.